This is a messenger RNA of Parathielavia appendiculata, 783 nucleotides long. RefSeq lists its product as uncharacterized. The coding region runs from base 1 to 783 and encodes 260 amino acids. Lineage: Eukaryota; Fungi; Ascomycota; Sordariomycetes; Sordariales; Chaetomiaceae. The record is from RefSeq and is a predicted model, not a curated record. The transcript is spliced from 3 exons.
AUGGAUCGCCCUGUCUCUACUCAUCUUGAGACGCCCAUGGAGGGCUGCAUCGUCGUCAAGACCUGCAUUAGCGACAGUGAUGGGGAGAGCGACAUUACCGAAGAUAUUCUUAGCGGCGGUGUUAACUUAGAGAUUGCAGCGGCCCCGGCUUUGACGGGCCCCAGGACGCCUACACGACUCCGAAAAAGGUCGGGUGCGCGGGGCGUCGGGCGCAGCGAGCGACAUGAGCGGCUCGGCCUUCAGUUCCCUGAACGCCAAAACGUCUCGAUUUACUCCGCGGAUGUUCAUGCGCCAAGGGCAAGAGCCCCGGCAACAAGCAUAGGGCCGAGGAGUUUAGAAGCGACAGGAAGCGAAUCUCGUCCCGAUCUCGCGGUGCUCAAUGCGGAACACUCGGUCCGACUAUCCCGAGUUGCGAUGCAGCCUACCGUCUCAGCAGGAGAAGCCAGACACGCGACGAAAACGGUCAACACUGUUAGGACAAUGCAUGCCGGAGCUCAGCAGGAUGUUGCGGCAUUUGGCCCAGGAAGGACUCGGAGGGGAAGGAUCAAAUUCGUCAGAGCUGGGCUGGCAGCCGCCGGGCGCAACCCCGAGUCCGGACACGCCGAAGGACCGGACAUCGCCAGAUUCUACCAGGAAAGGGCUGUGAUGGAAACACAGAUCCGGUCCAAGGAUGCCUUGAUCCAAAGGCAGGCCGCAUAUAUUGAAAAACUCCAGGAGGUUAGGGAUCGGGUCGAGAAGCAACUGGCGGCGGCGAGCGAGAGGACGACCAGUCCCCCGUCAUAG